Ostrea edulis (European flat oyster) is the source of this 2233-nucleotide messenger RNA. RefSeq names its product transmembrane protein 272-like. The record is from RefSeq and is a predicted model, not a curated record. The transcript is spliced from 7 exons. Lineage: Eukaryota; Metazoa; Mollusca; Bivalvia; Ostreida; Ostreidae. Bases 1 to 747 code for a protein of 248 amino acids.
AUGCUGGAGAAAUCAAACGUUUUAUCCAAUGAUCAGUACAGGGCGAGUCCCUCACUGCCUCAGGCGUCCCCAGAUGUCCCUCCCUCUUAUGAAGAUGUCCACCGGGAGGGUCAGGCCAUUAAAGGUCUGGACCCCCAGCCUCCUCGAUACUCCGACCCUGAAAGUCAGAUAACCACCCCCAGUGAACCCCCUCCUUCUUAUGAGUCACUGUAUGGGCGUGUCAAAGCUGCUCAACUAGAAGCUGGCAGCAAACCACAGUUCGUCAAGAAAGUCAUGAUAAUCGUCAUGGGAACUCUGGGUUGUACAAUUUGCUUAGGAAUCUUACUGGCCAUUCCUGUGUCCAUGAUUGUGAUGGGAGGUGUUUAUUUCGAUGACUGCCCAGCUGAGUGGCUGAUUCCCUUGUAUUUGGUUGUGGCGGGGUCUGUCGGUAUUAUUAAGAAUUUCUCCAGUCUGUGUCAGAAAGUGAAGAAUGACAGAGAAAAUGCAGAAGACGAAAAUAUGAAGACCACAAAAUUUGAUUCUUUGUUAAACUGUUUUCUGAUGAUUUGGUUUAUUUUUGGAAAUGUGGUGAUUUACAGAACCAAUCACUUCUACACCACGACACCCGGACAGCCGACUUACUGUAACCCUACGCUGUACGAGUACGCCUUCUGGCUCACUACUUCCUUCUACAUACUCAUAGGCACUUCCUGCUGCUGUUUCUGUUUCUGUGGAUUUCUGGCCAGCCUGAACGGGGCAGACAAGUGAGUCGCUGUCCUGCUCUGGGUUUCUUUUUCAUUUUGACUGUGAAAUGAAGAUUUUGGGAUUUGUUUCCAUUUGGAAUAUUUUGUGCGUUGUUUAAUAUCAAUAGUCUUUAUAUCUUACAGUUCAUACAUACUGGUUUAUGUAUGUGCAUGGUGUACAAAUAUCAUUUUCAUUGCUUUAUAUGAUAUCUUAUUGUUACAUAUAUUCUUGUCGUGGAUUUCAAGUUGUUAGUCAGAAAUAAUGUGAAUAUAUAUCAUUAUCAAUUGGAAGUUUUUUUAUUCUUAAUAUAUUUCAUAUACAUGUACUCAUAAUAUGAGUAGAAAACUCAGCACACAUGUAUAAUUUUCAAAUACAUGUAGAUGUGUUCAGUAUUGUUUAAUCUGUCUAUCUGUUGAUUUCAAGAAAUAUUCUGCUUGCGCAGUCUUUUUGUGGAAAUACUGAAGGCAGGCAUUCUCCUGUUUUACAGUCAAUAACCCAUUUGCAGUAUUGUUACAGUAUAUUUUUUCUAAAUCUAAAUGUGGACAUUUGUUUACAUUUUUACUUGCUUAUGUCUUCGAUUAUCAUUUUAAACAGCAGUGAUGUCACAAUUGAGUUGGGUAUGUAAAUAACAGUAGUCCAUAGUCUUCAUACACAGUGUGAGCUUUUUCCAAAGAAAAAAAGUAUAAAAAUUGUAAAUUCUUGAAUAAUGAAUGGAUGCUUAUUUUAGUAGUGUUUUAUUGCCAUUUAGAAUCAAACAAGAACACUAAUAUUUAUAGUUGUACUAGAAAAUGUCAACAUUGUUAUCAGAUGCAGAACAAGUGCUAAAUCGAGAUAUAUGCUAAAUGAUGCAGCAAAUCCCGCUUGGAUUUCUCAAAAAAAUUUCAAACUUAAAUUUGAGUUUUCUUUUAUUUGAACAGUCAGAAUUGGAGUAAAAUCUCAGACUUAAGUCCAAGUGUUGAAUUCAAUUUCUUUCAAGAAAUCCAUGUCCAACUGUGUCAACUUUUUAUAACUUGUAUUAAGAAAAAGUACACAUACAGUAUGAGAAAAUAUAUUGUACAAUCAUUUUUUGAGCAUUUAAUUCGAAACCGAUUUAAAAUCCAGUAAUUUAACAGGUACUUGUGUAUUCAGUUAAGCACGUUAUUUAUGAUACCGGUAACUUCAUUUUUGUGUAAAUUUAUGAGACUGCCUUAAUGCAAAAAGAUUUUAAAUUCUUGUCUAUAUAUAUAUAUAUAUAUAUGUCAUCAUGAACGAAUAUUGAACGUUCACAAAAUUUGUCUCGGGUAAAAUUAUUAAUAUAAGUUCGUGAAAAGGAAAUCUAUUAAUUAAUUUAUGAAUUUGAUGUAACACUUCUGUUAUUCAGUGUUAGAGACAAAAUUUCAGAAAUAUAUUGCAAAUUUAAUUUAUAUUAUAUAACUGUAACAUGUAUUGUUUAAAGACUUGUGUACUUUACUAUGUAUUUAUUUCCAUGUAUAUCUAUUUUUGAGUCAAUAAAUUUAUCAUUGUUUCACAA